This is a messenger RNA of Durusdinium trenchii, 1806 nucleotides long. NCBI's taxonomy places the organism in Eukaryota, Dinophyceae, Suessiales, Symbiodiniaceae. The record is from the annotation of a GenBank genome assembly.
AUGCCUUCGUGGCAGGGUUUGAACCAACAGGCGCCGAUACGAGGACCACUUCCGAAAGCGGCUCGUUGGUCUGUUGGCCCAACGGCUACGCCCACGGCGCAAGCUGCCUACAAAACUGUUGGAUAUGCACCGCCUUCUGCCCAAAUCAGAAAUCUUCCUGGUGUGCAAUGGAGCAUCCCAGCUUCACAGCCCAACUUGCCAAGCAUGUGUGCCACCCAAAGCAUGGUGGUGCCAAGCCAGGCUGCUGGCCCCAUGGUGCUCACAGCAAAUAGAAGCAUAUUGCGUGGAGUGCCAGCGUGUCCGACAUCAAUCGUUGCCAAGGGUCCUAGGACCGUGACGCGGAUGAGUCCAAGUCCUCUCAGCAAUUCCAACAUCGCCCCACCUCAGAUUGCCAAAAGCCUGCCAGUGGCAGCAAGAAUCCCUACCAGCCCCAGCCCCCUGCCACAAACAACAUCUUUCUUCCUCCACUUGCCAGUUGGCACCACUCCAGUUGGCACCGCUCCAAUUGUUGCCACUCCUGUUGUCGCUGCACCUGGUGCUGCCCCAGGGCCAACCCCAAGUCCAACCACGAGUCCACCUAAUUUGCCUCUUGGACCUGGGCCCAAUGGAACAAAACCCUUCGGGGUGCCCGUAGCUUCAAGCCUACCCAACAUGGACGCCAACACGUCCGAGAAAGAACUGGGCAACGAGUCACCACCCAAAGCACCGAAACGAGAUCAACCCAUCGUCUCAUCGAGCCCCUUAUCUCACACUUCUCGAGCGAACAACAACUCCAUCGGGUUGUCCAGCCGCCAGGGGCACGUUCGACAGCCCUCUGUGAUGUCUCUGGAGAGGAUGCUCUUCGAGAUGACCAAUGGGGAUUACAACCCAACUGAGAUGGCAAAAAAGAGACGGGUGCCGGUGCCCAUGAACGCCGAUGUCAUGUGCGAAAUCCCAGGCCGAGUGUCGAUUGUUGCACCCACCAUGGACUCGCGGAAGGAAUACCACACGAACUUAUACCGCUGCUUUGUAGCCCAAGACUACGCUGACAAGGAGCUGAUCGUGGUGGAAACCUAUGUGGAGAAACCCUCGCGCUACUUGAGGAAAUUUGCGAGCAGAGAUGAGCGAGUAGUGCAUGUGCCGAUCCAAGUCAGUCCGGGCAAAGACAUCACCGUCGGCUUGAAACGCAAUAUGACCUUACAUUUGGCCUCCGGCGAGUACAUUGUAAACUUCGAUGAUGAUGACCUCUACGCACCUGGCUAUGUGCCAAGGGUGAUACAGUUGAUUUCCAGUCAGAACCUGGUGGGUUUGACUCUAUCAGCAUGGUACAACUACUACAUAGGCCAAGGUGUGUGCACCUUUUCCGAUCCUGAGAGCUGGGAAGAAUGGGCGGACGAUCAGCAGGAUCUGGAUGAGAUCUUGUACGGCUAUGGUUUCAGCUACUCCCACAAGAGAACUCCAUCACUACGUUUCUGGUAUCCCAAUGUGGGCUUUGCUGAAGAUGCUCCCUUCUUUCUCAAGCUACGAGAUAUGUUCGGCAAGGACAAGGUCCAACUCUACAAGGAUGAAGACGGCUUCUGCGUGCAUGUGAUGCACCGUGCAAAUACCGCCCAAGUGUUGGGAAGCCGCAUUGCAUCUCGACAGGAGAUUGGAAGGCUCAAGGUGACCGCACUGGAACCGUUCAGGGAGAUGAUCGACCAGGAUUAUGGUCGCUUCGGUGGGUGGCUAUGGCGGCCUCCGGUGCCCACAGCUUUGUCUGAAGAGGCCUUGGCGCGUGGCGCUUGCUUUACUCAAAAACGUGGCACUUGCGCUCAAGCGUGCGUUUAA